GUACAUCAGCACCAGUGUGUGUUUAGCAACAUCAUCCUACGGACCCGCACCGCUUACUUUCAGUCGAGGCUGACUUUUCUCCCACAAAAGCUCCAUAGAAUUAAACAAAACGCUCGACAACAUUAUAAAGCUACUAGUGGCUCGACAGAAGAGCAGUUUCAGAUCUUUUGAAUCGCUUCUUUUUUCCCGUCCUCGCAGGUUUCUUGGACCACUCCAGACAUCAGACCAGACUUCUCCCGUUGACUCGGCACUCUCUCAAGGCAAAAUGGGGAAACAGAACAGCAAGCUGACCCCUGAAGUGAUGGAGGACCUGGUGAAGAACACAGAGUUUAAUGAACAUGAGCUGAAGCAGUGGUACAAGGGUUUCCUGAAGGACUGUCCCACUGGACGCCUGAACCUGGAGGAGUUCCAGCAGCUGUAUGUCAAGUUCUUCCCAUACGGCGAUGCGUCUAAGUUCGCCCAGCACGCCUUCAGGACCUUCGACAAGAACAGCGACGGCACCAUCGACUUCAGAGAGUUCAUCUGCGCUCUGUCCAUCACAUCUCGAGGCAGCUUCGAGCAGAAACUCAACUGGGCCUUCAAUAUGUACGACCUGGACGGAGACGGCAAGAUCACACGGGUGGAGAUGCUGGAGAUCAUCGAGGCGAUCUACAAGAUGGUGGGCACGGUGAUCAUGAUGAAGAUGAACGAGGACGGCCUGACGCCCGAGCAGCGAGUGGACAAGAUCUUCUCCAAGAUGGAUAAGAACAACGACGACCAGAUCUCGCUGGACGAGUUCAAAGAGGCGGCGAAGAGCGACCCGUCCAUCGUACUACUGCUGCAGUGCGACCUCCAGAAAUAGAACGGAGGGCAAGCGGAGCUCCACCUGCCGCCACGGACUGCACAGAAAGAAUUUCAUGUUCCAUUCAGUUUGCAGCUAUUUCCACUGAAAAAAAAUUAUAUAUAUGCUUGGACUACCUUUCAAUGGAUCUGCUUCUUGUGUUUGAAACACUCGUGUGCAUGAGAAUGUUAUUUGCUAUAAAAAAGAUCUACACACAACAUACAAACAGUGCAAGUGCACACCACACACACACAAACACACACACAUGUCACUACAUAUGAACACCUCGCACAAAUAUAUAUAUAGAUAUAUAUAAAUAUGAAUAUAUAUUUAAAUUAUUUAAAGAUCAACUGCCAAAAUGUGAAGUGUGCAAAGUAUUUUCCAUACAGUUUCAUUUUACUGGAGCUUGCGCAUCAUGGAUGUGCCACGUUGAAUUUGCCGCUACUCUAUUUAUUGUUCCGAGUUUACUGACGCUAGCUGUCUGUGUUUCAUAAUACCGAGUAAUGUCGACUGAACCAAAUUCCUAUGAUAAUGUAUCUGCCUCCAAUAACACUCGAUCCAUCGUCUCGAAAUAUUAGCACUAUUAGAAGAGAUGGAUUAUAGCGUACGUCCAACUUUUCCUUCUGAAACAUGCCUGUACUGUCGGUCAAAAGAUGUAAAUGUAGUUAAUUUGCAUGCCUUUAGGUUCUGCCUUAAAAAAAUCUCCUAAUUUUGCAUCCUGUAAUCGAUGACAGAAAGCCUUAUCGAAGCAGCGCGUGACACUUUGGAGAAUUUGGGAGAAAAUAUGUUUACUGAAUAGGGAGCAAAAAAACAUUGAAGUAGGUCCUUCUACAAGUAAAGGCUGUCAAUGAUGUGAUAUGUCAAGGCGUUUCCUUUGGACUGCUUUAACUGUGGGAGCAUGUUCCCUUGUAAAAUAGCUGUAGUAUAUGUUGCUAAGAACUAACACCCUGCCCCUGUGCAUUUAAACACACUCUCAUUACAAAGAAGUAGAUGUUCGAUGCAGAGGAACCAGUCAUUUUGAACCAGCGAUAGAAAGUGAAGCGAGAAUCCAUCAGGAUUCCCUGGAGAACGAAUGAAGCGUCCCUCAGCUGGAGAUAAUUGGAUUAGAAGGACGAAAUACGAAUCUAUAGGCGGAGAGCGUUGUUAUCAAACCUACCAUCACAUCUACUUAUUUUCCAAUUAGCCUGCAGGUUGCAUAUCAAGAAGACAAAUCCAGAGGAGUUAUUUUAGAGCGUCAAAGAAGAGAAGAAAUAAGGCCCGUGCAGCAUUUUCCCGUUUGUCUUUUUUCAGUGGAAGUAAAUGAAGUAGUGAGAGGAGCAGUGAAUGUUUUUUCAUUGUAACUAGUAGAGGACAGCCCUUCCUGUGAAGCCAUGUGUUUAGUAAGUUGGACGAUUCUCCCUCCCCAGACCCUCGACGUAAUUCCCUCUUAAGAGUCAGUCAAUCUUUUUGUACUUUUUUACUCCCUUCUCUCACCCAUUGUACACGUACUCAGACAUUCGAAACGUAGAGAAGUUCAGUGAAGUGUGGCGUCUCCUACUAAUGAUUUGGAAAUAACCCGUGCGCCCACUUCAACAAGUUGACCUGGUUACGUCUGAAAGCACCGCAGACACAUUCCAACAUGCAUCAACACUAGCAGUGGAGGCUAAAGCAGAUGUGAUAUGUCGUAAUAAACAGCAUUGCAAUAAAGAUCGAGCAUACCGGUCCAUUGUCUCUCAGCAAUGUCACUUUGUAUUCUGAACUUCUUUACAUAAACAUCUUUUGGCCAAACAAUGUUUUUAAUUCCAACUCUGUUAUUAAUAUUAUUGCUAUCAAGAUACCAAAUGUAAGCAAAAGCAAACGUGUACAAGGAUUCUUUUGUAGCAUGUAUUGUGUCCCUGACGACAUGGCUGCACUACUCCCUGUGUUGUGAUUUAAUCUAAUAAAAGGAACUCUAUGGG
Molecule: messenger RNA, 2757 nt
Organism: Trematomus bernacchii (emerald rockcod)
Lineage: Eukaryota; Metazoa; Chordata; Actinopteri; Perciformes; Nototheniidae
Gene: vsnl1a
Product: visinin-like 1a
Exons: 4
Coding region: 266-841 (191 amino acids)
Molecular function (GO): calcium ion binding
Source: RefSeq, a predicted model, not a curated record